AUGAGCGCCUCAGCACCACCGGUGCACGUGCUGGAAGCGAUCCACGCGUUUGUGGCCAAGCUGGGCAUCCGCGAGCCACGAUUGACCGUGUCGAGUGGAUCGCGCAAUGGGGACAGCUACUCCGGGGACGUUUAUCGGAUUGUGGUCGCGCCUAGCAACCGCGACAUCGAGGACUUUGAGAACAACAACAACACCGGCGCGUUCAACGAACUCCCGAAGCCGAUCAGCGUAAUCGCAAAGGUGGCACCAACCACGAGCCUGCGCCGGUCACUCUACAACAGCUCGGCACACUUCCAGCGCGAAAAGUACGUGUUCGACGUCGUGAUGCCAACGUUCGAGCGGUUCCAGCAGGCACGUGGCCUACGGCCAGCUAAAACCUUCGCGCACUACCCCAGCGUGAUCGCGUCCGAGUGCUGCGAGGGCUUCGAGUACAUCCUGCAGCGUGACCUGGUGGCCCAGGGCUACCGGAACUUCCCACGCACCGAACCACUCGCGUACGAGGACGUCCAGCUCGUCCUGACACAUUUGGCCCAGUUUCACGCGAUCUCGUUCGCGAUGCAACAGCAGGCACCCGGUGCGUACGCGCAGAUCGUAGGUCAGCUGCGUGAGACGAUCUUUGCGCCCCCAUUGCACCGAUCCUUCGUCGAUUUCCUGCAGCGUAAGGUGGACUACGCCGUCGAGACGUUGCAGCGCAAUCCGGCCCCCGGGGACAGUGCCGUCGCUGAACGGUUGUGCCGGUUCCGGGACGAAUACGGGCAGGCGAUGGUCGAUUGUGUGCAGAACCGUGAUGACACCGUCAUCUGCCACGGGGACUGCUGGAUCAGCAACAUCCUGUACCGGCCGGGUCGGGGAUCCACUGGCAAGGAGCUAAAGUUCCUCGACUGGCAGGUGGCCCGUUGUGCUACGCCCGCUAUCGACCUGUCCUAUUUCAUCUUCUGCUGUACCGACAGUGAGCUUCGCGAACGAUUGCCUGAGCUUUUGCGCAAAUACCACAGUGUGUUAGUGAGACGUAUCGACGAACUUGGGACGGUAAACGGGCGCGAUCUAUUCCCGUUCGAGCGACUCCAGAUGCACAUGAAGAAGUACGCCCGGUUCGGUUUCGGGAUGGCACUGAUGACGCUUCAUUCGACGUGCUGCGUGGAAAAGGACCUGCCCAACGUGUCGGCGGCCCUCGAAACGACGGAACUGGUCGAUAUCGAUGAGCUCGCGAAGGACAUGCUGUACAAUCCGGCCUACAUUAAGCGCAUGUCCGGCGUGUGCCGUGACAUGGUGCGGCUCGGGUACCUGUAGAAGGGUGGGUUCGUGGCCACCACCGGUUCCAACUGCCGCCCCACCACCCUCUCCCUUCGGCUAGGGGUUAGUUAAGGUAGUACUUAAGGUAGCGUUAGCCCCCGCGACGUGUUUAUUCCCUAUGCAGUAUUCUAGCGAUCGCACACCCGAACGAACGGCGCACGGUCAGUAUUGGAGAGAUUGGUAUUUUUUUUUGUUAGUAUCGGCCUCGGAAUGGCACACAGAAUGAAGAGAAGCAGAAGCUAAGCUAAGUUACCAUGUAGGUUGGGGUAGGCUGCCGGGCGGGCGCUGAACUAAACUGAACAUUACGAAUCGUAAUUGAAAUUAUUUCACGAUCAUCACAUUUUAGUGAUUGGCAAACGAAUGAUAUUAGCCGCGGCCGGCUGGGAGGGGCAGAGGGGAGGUUCGUUUGCUCCUCUGCGGGCUUUGUUUGUUUGUUUGAACGUUUGUUUUGGUGCAUCUACACGCGAGUUUGCUCAAUUCGCGCGGGUUGACCGGAGAGCACCAUAGAGCACAGCAUCCGACGGCGCGCAACAGACCGCGGCCACAUUCAAAAUUCCAAAAAUCGCAUUUUGCACCCAUCGUCUGACGUUCCUUCAAGUAUAGCUUUACCGAUCCGGUUGUUUUUUAUAUUUAUUCGCAACACGACGAGAAGACGAGGCAAAAUAUAACAAGAACGAGCACCACUCAGGUAGUUUGUAGAGGUAGGACGUUAGGUUUGGGCUACUUAGAUACGGUUCGCACGUGGCGGACCUCGGUUUUUCGGCGCGCCAUCAAGCAGCCGCAUUAUCUGUAAUGUUACGGUAGCAAUAAACACUACUC
Messenger RNA from Anopheles nili, 2112 nucleotides. RefSeq lists its product as uncharacterized. The transcript is spliced from 5 exons. Bases 1 to 1290 code for a protein of 429 amino acids. The record is from RefSeq and is a predicted model, not a curated record. NCBI's taxonomy places the organism in Eukaryota, Metazoa, Arthropoda, Insecta, Diptera, Culicidae.